Nothobranchius furzeri (turquoise killifish) is the source of this 1284-nucleotide messenger RNA. RefSeq names its product trafficking protein particle complex subunit 3 (gene trappc3). Lineage: Eukaryota; Metazoa; Chordata; Actinopteri; Cyprinodontiformes; Nothobranchiidae. Gene Ontology annotation, biological process: endoplasmic reticulum to Golgi vesicle-mediated transport; intra-Golgi vesicle-mediated transport. Gene Ontology annotation, cellular component: cis-Golgi network membrane; TRAPP complex; cytosol. The record is from RefSeq and is a predicted model, not a curated record.
CUGUGCCGUGGGUCCUCAGAGAGCCUGAUAAGUCCAGAGCAGGAGCACACUCUUCUACUGCCAUCGUCUGGCCAAUCAGAGGACUGCUUCUACCCAAUAAGGUUUUCUUUCCCCUCCAGAACUCUAGAGGGCGCACAACCUGCUACAAACAGGAAACCCAAACCGAAAUUGGAAUCAAGCUUCCUUUACAGAGAGGUCCGUAACUGAACGAGUGAUUACGGAAACAACUGCUUAGCAGGAGUCAAAUAAAUAAAGGCUCAGGCUCUGGUUUCCUCCUGUGUACGCCCGUAACUAUUUCCACGAUGUCUCGGCAGUCCAACAGAACAACAGACAACAAGAAGAUGAGCUCGGAGCUGUUUACUCUCACCUACGGGGCUCUGGUCACCCAGCUUUGUAAAGACUAUGAGAAUGACGAGGAGGUCAAUAAGCAGUUGGACAAGAUGGGUUAUAACAUCGGAGUGCGUCUGAUUGAAGACUUCCUCGCCCGUUCCACCAUCGGCAGGUGUCAGGACUUCAGAGAAACGGCUGACAUCAUCGCUAAGGUAGCAUUUAAGAUGUACCUGGGAAUCACUCCCAGUGUGACCAACUGGAGUCCAGCAGGAGAUGAGUUUUCCCUCAUCCUGGAGAACAACCCUCUGGCCGACUUUGUGGAGCUGCCCGAUAACCACAACACACUCAUCUACUCCAACCUGCUGAGUGGAGUCCUCAGAGGAGCGCUGGAGAUGGUCCAGAUGGCGGUGGACGUGAAGUUCGUCCAGGACACUCUACGAGGGGACAACGUCACAGAGAUUCGCAUGAAGUUCAUUAAGAGGAUUGAGGAGAACCUCCCAGCUGGGGAGGAGUAAUAAAACCAAGACUUGAACUUUUAUUCUGUGUGUUUGGAGGGGAUGACUGAUGUCUAGAAGGAACAGUGUCACGUCUAAAGGAAAAGAUGAAGAACAACGUUGUCUAUCAAACCUGAAGGACAUUGGACUUCCCUGUAGCUUGAUGCGACGAUGAUGAGUCUUGAGCCCUUUGAUCUCAUAGCUGUUGAUUAAAAAGGAACCAGUUGAUUCAGCCAGAUAAACAAAAUUCACUUCCAGAUAAAAACCUAGUAAGCAGCGUCCUACAAAACCCUUUCUAUGACAAAAUGGUUAAAAAUACUAUUCCACUCUUGUUAUACGUCACUGUUUCUUCAGCUAGUUCACGACCUGUGUCCAGACUGUUUAUUCGUUUUUAUGUCAUCUAAAUUGGUCUCACUGCUGGAUAAUUUAUGUUCUCUGAAGUAAAACCAACAAAUGUAAA